Messenger RNA from Nerophis lumbriciformis (worm pipefish), 2997 nucleotides. The record is from RefSeq and is a predicted model, not a curated record. Lineage: Eukaryota; Metazoa; Chordata; Actinopteri; Syngnathiformes; Syngnathidae.
GCUCUUCAAUACACAGCAGGUCAACAAAUCCAUGGAUUUACUGUUAAGGAGGUUGUAGCGGUCCCCGACUUGUUCCUCACCGCCAUCAAGUUGACACACGACAGAACGGGAGCUCAGUACCUGCACGCUGCCAGAGAUGAUCCUAACAACCUCUUCAGCGUGCAGUUCCGGACCACCCCCAUGGACAGUACGGGGGUCCCACACAUCCUGGAGCACACGGUACUGUGCGGCUCCCAGAAGUAUCCAUGUAGAGAUCCUUUCUUCAAGAUGCUCAACAGGUCACUAUCCACCUUCAUGAAUGCCUUCACAGCCAGCGACUACACCAUGUAUCCAUUUUCCACUCAGAACGCAAAAGACUUCCAAAAUCUUCUGUCUGUCUAUCUUGACGCGGUGUUCUUCCCGUGCUUGCGGGAGCAAGACUUCUGGCAGGAGGGCUGGAGGCUAGAGAACGAAGACCCCACCAAUGCCAGCUCACCCCUGGUCUUCAAAGGUGUUGUCUUUAAUGAGAUGAAAGGAGCCUUCUCGGACAAUGAGAGCGUGUAUGCUCAGCACCUCCAAAACAAACUUUAUCCUGACCACACGUACUCGGUAGUAUCCGGUGGCGAGCCACUGGCCAUUCCCGACCUCACGUGGGAGCAGCUCAAACAGUUCCACGCCACGCACUACCACCCCAGCAAUGCCAGGUUCUUCACAUAUGGAGACCUGCCUCUGGAGCAGCACCUGAAGCAGAUUGACCAGGAGGCGCUGUCUAAAUUUCAACGCAUUCACCCCAACACCCAGGUCCCAUCUCAGCCGCACUGGACCAGCCCCAGAGAAGAGCGAGUGACGUGCAGUCCAGAUGUCAUGGCUCCCGACGCCUCUCGACAGAACACGCUGUGUAUCAGCUACCUGCUAGGAGACAUCACCGACACCUUUGAAGCCUUCAACCUUAACCUACUGUCUUCUCUGAUGACCUCCGGUCCAAACGCGCCCUUCUACAAAGCACUCAUCGAACCCAAAAUCGGAUCGGACUUCUCCUCGGUGGUCGGAUAUGACGGCAGCACUAAGGAGGCGUCGUUCAGUGUCGGCUUGCAGGGGAUGGCUGAGGAGGACGAGCAGAAAGUCAAGAACAUCAUUCAUCAAACCAUCGACGAUAUCAUUCAGACUGGCUUUGAGGACGAGAGAAUUGAAGCACUCCUGCACAAGAUCGAGAUCCAAAUGAAGCACCAAUCAACCAACUUUGGUCUUGCUUUGGCCUCGUACAUUGCGUCCUCGUGGAACCACGAUGGCGACCCGGUGGAGCUUCUACAGAUUAACGACAACGUACUGAAGUUCAGACAAGCCAUGAAGGAGAACCCGCGUUUCCUCCAGGACAAAGUCCAACACUAUUUUAGGGAUAACACUCACCGACUCACCCUCUCCAUGGGUCCUGACAACUCCUACAUGGACAAACGGGCCUCGGCCGAGGAGCAGAAGCUACAGGAGAAGAUCAGCGCUCUGUCCGACAGUGACAGGAAGGACAUUUUUGAUAAAGGUCUUCAGCUGCUGGAUGCUCAAAGUAAAAGCCAGGAUGCUUCGUGUCUGCCCGCCCUCAAAGUGUCCGACAUCGCUCCCACAAUACCGUUCACUCCUUUGCAGAUGACUCAAGCAGUUUAUUUUUUAUGCGCAGGCGGCGUUGCGCUCCAGCUGUGCGAACAGCCCACUAACGGCUUGGUGUACUUUCGGGCCAUGUGCAGCCUCAACACUCUACCCGAGGACCUGAAGGUCUAUGUGCCGCUCUUCUGCAGCGUCAUCACCAAGAUGGGCUGUGGUUCUAUGGACUACCGUCAGCAGGCUCAGCAAAUGGAGCUGAGAACCGGAGACAUGUCCGUGUCCCCCCAAAUCAUUCCCGACUGCAUCCACAUGGACACUUUUGAACAGGGUGUCUUUCUGUCCUCCUCUUGCUUGGAGAGGAACCUCCCCGACAUGUUCCGGCUAUGGGGGGACAUCUUCAACAAUCCCCAUUUUGAUGACCAGGAACGUUUACGGGUUCUAGUGAUGAUGUCGGCUCAGGAGCUCGCCAACGGAAUCUCCUACUCUGGUCACAUGUACGCCAUGACGCGAGCAGGUCAACACUUGACGCCUGCCGGAGAGCUCCAGGAGACCUUUGAUGGGAUGGACCAGGUGAAGUUCAUGAAGAGGAUAGCGGAGAUGUCAGACCUCACCCCUGUCAUCCGCAUGCUUCCCAGGAUAAAGAAGCACCUCCUCAACCCAAACAACAUGAGGUGCGCCAUCAACACCACGCCUCAUCAGAUGUCCCAGUCGGUGGACCAUUUGGAGACCUUCAUGAAAGACGUGGCCGGCAACAGGAAGCUGUUCAAAGCUGUGCGGCCAAAUGUUACUGAGAGGCCGCUAGAUGUCCUCAACGUCUCUGGAGCAAGCAAGAAGCUAGUGGCUGAGCCAAAUUUCCAGCCUUGUCACAUGAAGACAUUUUUCCCGCUGCCGUUCCCUGUUAACUUUGUCAGCGAGUCCAUCCGCACCGUUCCUUAUAGCCACCAAGACUACGCCAGUCUCUGCGUGUUGGCAAGAAUGAUGACGGCCAAGUUUCUCCACGGAGAGAUCCGAGAGAAGGGCGGGGCCUACGGGGGUGGAGCCAAGAUGGGUGGAGGCGGCCUCUUCUCUUUUUACUCCUACAGGGAUCCCAACUCUGUCCAGACGCUCUCGGCAUUUAACAAAGGUGUCGACUGGGCCAAAUUGGGCAAAUUCAACCAGCAGGACAUCGACGAAGCCAAGUUGUCCGUCUUCUCUGCCGUCGACUCACCUGUGGCACCAUCGAGUAAAGGAAUGUCCCUGUUCCUACGCGGAAUUACAGACGAAAUGAAGCAACAACACCGUCGACGACUGUUUGACGUCACCCGACAGAACUUGCUGGAUGUAGCUGACAGGUACCUGAGCGUCGGGAACAAGACAUGCGGCGUUUGCGUUUUGGGCCCAGAGAACGAUGCCAUCGGAAAAGAUCCAUCUUGGGUAGUGAAAUAA